AGGAAGUGAAGACGCAAUUGUACAGCAAACAGAUACAGUGACUGCUGAACAGACUUGAAACAGGACAUUCACUAUGGAAAGUCCCAUCAAAGAAGGAAUAUUGCACACCCAACAGCAGAAGUUUGGAAAGAAGGUUUGGAAGAAGAACUGGUCUGUAUUGUACUCAGCAAGUUCAUCCAGCACUGCCAGAUUGGAACAGUUUGAUGCAAAGGAUUUCAGUAAUGCCUUGGACAGAUACAACCCAAAAAGACUGGAGAGGAUCAUUCGUUUGGCUGACUGUAUCAGUAUCAGUCAGAAUAGAGUGGAAAACUCUCCAAAAGAGAUGUCAACAUUCAGCAUAAUCACCACUGAGAAAACCUACAUAAUGGCAGCUUCAAAAUAUGACUUGCUUGAUUGGAUCAAGUGCCUGUGUGAGUUAGCAUUUCAGAACACCAGUGCAAGAAAACAAAAUGAAAAUCUUUCUGCGUCCAGUGGCACAUUGCCCAGCGACUCAUUAAUAAUGGAAGAAAAUGAGCUUUAUUCAACAAUACCUCAAGCUGUUAAUCAAUUCACUGUGAUGGUGCAGAAGACUGAGGCUGCAACAAGAUGUGAGCUUCAUGGAACGUAUCUGUUAAUAGCUGGCAAAGACAGCCUAAUUUUGAAAGAUCCCAAAACUAAGCAAGAUGUCUACAAGUGGCCUUAUCAAUAUCUUCGGAGAUAUGGAAUGGAUCAGACGACACUUACAUUUGAGGCAGGGAGAAGGUGCGAUUCAGGAGAAGGCCUUUUUCUAUUCAACACAAAGGGAGUCAGAGAAAUUUUCCACAUUAUUGAAGCAGCUGUUAAAGAAAAAGAGUCUGACAAAAUACAACGAAACUUAAGUUUAAUUUCUGUUGGCUGUCAGAGUUCCACGGCAUUCAGUCGACAACUACCUAAUGCAAUGACAUCUUCUCAGGAAUCUUUGGAUGAAAAAACGUCAGGUGGAAUGAUGCCUGUCUCGAAGAACGCGCAGGUCACUGAGAUGAAUCCAAAGAUAACUAAGAUAGUAAAACCUCAGGAUUGGAAAGGCCAGGCAGCUCUCGGUGGAGUUGUGCCAAGUGCAGCCACAGGGGGAGAAAGGAAAGUUCCUACAACCAACGAAAGGGAGGGUGCAAACGUCCCAAUUCACGUCAUUUAUGCCACGGUCAAACAUUCUAAACGUAAGUCAACGAAAGAUAAGGUGGAGGAAUCAACAGUUAAUUCUACAAAAUACAGAGAUAGUUGCAGUGAUGACUGUUCCACAGAUCCAGUGUAUGAGAACGUUUCUGAUUUUGAAACUCAGUUGUCCUUUGAGGAAGAACCAUCUUUUCUCAAGGACAGAAAAGGGUCAAAAUACCAAGAUUCAGCAGAGAGUAAUGAAGACCAGAACGUUCCUUUUCCUAAGUCAGUUUCUGUCCCAUAUUAUGAGAACAUUAGAAGUGAAUGGAGUCAGCAGACUAUACAAGAUGAUCAUGUUGAAAUGGGUCCAGUCAACAAGGAAACUGAACUGCACCAAACUCUUCCUGGGUCAAAGAACAAGCAAAGAGACAUUUCCUUAAACCCUGGAGCCUCUAAAGUCACAAAAGCAAAAUUUCCAGCUGGUAUCAAGGAGUUUCUAGAUGAUCUGUAUUCUAAAGAAUUGAGUAAAACACGAGAAAGCAAGCUAGAGAGGGCUGGUAGAACAUCUGAGCUCGAGAAAAAAUGUGAGUGAUGUGUCCACAUGAUUAUUAAGACAGAAAUAACAUCUUUAAGGGUCUUUGCGAUUUAUCAGGCAUUCAAAAAUUACUUUGUCAUAUUCAAAACUUUUUUCUCUAAUAAUCUGCAAUUACAGUUUGAGUGAUCUAGACGGCCAAAUCUUUUUGGGCCUGAUUUUUUUGGUCUAGAGUGAUGUCAAAGCUUAUGGAGGGUAGGCAGGAAGGUGGAUAUAAGGCCACAAUCAGAUUAGCCAUGAUUUUAUUCCAGGGCAGAGCAGGUUCCUGGGGCCAAAUGGCCUACUGCUGUUCCUAUUUCUUAUGUUCUUAUUAGAACCUCCCUGCUCACAACAGAUUGUCACCAUAGGCCAGUGGAAGAAAUCUAGUCCAUAUAGUAUUUUUCCAUCUAGUGGGGAAAUGGGCUGGUCACAGUGGAGGGUGGGCCGUAAAAUGCGGUGAGCCAUUCAAAAGUCCAUUGACUUCAGCAGGACUGGAAAAUACCACUGUUAGGAGGGGCCAUAAAAUGCCACCUGGUGACAAGCAUAUUUUAUGUAAAGAGUGAGGGAGCAGAACAACACAAUGAGGUAGAAUACUACUACCACCUUAAUCUCUGAGAUCUAAACUGUAAUCUGACCCAGAUUUAGGGUGUGAAGUUCUGUUCUGUCUGAUGGCUGUUAAAUAGUCACAUGUAAAAUUGGAUUCACAUCUGAUGGGCAUGAUUUGUAGCACAUCAGUAGCACAUUCAGAUUCAGUCUACAUUGGUAAUCUCACUGUGUGAGGCAUCAAAGGUAAGGGCUGUAGUAAAUUAAAGUUUUUUUUACAUGUAGAGUAUAAUGAUGGCAUUAGGUUGGAUUUUUGUCACAGGUUCAAGAAGGGCAAGUUGAGGCAGUUCCCAACUUUAUUAAUCCAAACCCAUCACUUCCUGCAUAUCUGCCAUUUUUUCGCCUCCUAGAGACAUGGCGGGCAAGGUUUGGAUCUGCUGCUUCACUAGGCAGGCCCGAAGUAGAGUUGGAAGAGUGUGAGUGAUGAGGUGGGCUAUUUAAAAGGCCUGUAUUCAUUCUCGGGGACAUGAGCCAGCUCUCCACAUCAUUCUUGUGGCCCCUCAACCCCACCAUCCCACGCACUAUCAUAUCGCCCAAUGCCCCCUCACAAGCCCCUUCCAUGAUCCCCAUAUAUCCUCCAUAGUCACUUAUCCAGUCUGAAUUGAACAUGAAAAAAAAUUGAAAAAAAUAAAAUAAAAAUUAGAAUGUUACAGCUGUCACUCAAACACACCUCCAUUCAUACUUCACAGAAAAAAACCCAGAUCCAUUGGAAAAAAGUUAAAUGUGCUCAAGUGGUCAUUGUGUCAUACAAACAAUAACAGACAGAUAGUUUUUUAAUAACCUCCUAAUGCUGUUAAUCAAACUGUGUACACAACGACCUUCUGAACUAAGAGCUUCGGAAGCUUUUGAAACUCAGCCAAUCAAUCAUAAUGGGUUGAGGUGCCAAAACAAACCAUUACAGUUCCAGGCAAUGAAAUCUUUUGAAAUUGAAAGAACAGAUGGCUAGGGUUUUUCCUAAGCUACACAGGUGGCCUGUCAUUCAAAAAAUUACAGGAGCUGGUAACUAUUUUUUUGUUCAAAGUUAAAACAUUAGACAUUGAAAGCACUUCUGAUAAUGGCAACAGAGUUCUCAAGCACUGUUCUUCUACAGAUUUGAGUGCAUAAUAGCACUCUUUCCAAUGGGAAAUCUACUCUAAUGCAUCUCAAUGCUUACACAAAUGUUGGUCUUUUCAGGACAGAGCCCUAUGACCAAUCACUGCAGUAAAGAUACAUUUAACUGAUCAGACUGCAUCUAAUAAUAACGGUUGAAGUUGUCAAAACACUUAACACUUACCUGUCAGAAUAUUCCUGACUCCUUAGCAGGCUUCCCCCAUGGUUCCUGAACUCUCUUACCUGGCAGAUUUCCCAAAGGUUUCCAAAACCUACCUGACCCAAUGAAAAUAUUUUGAGACAUGAAAUACAGAUUUCCCUUGGGCCUGUCAAUGAUAGCCCUGACACCAUAGGCCUGGCGUGCAGGGUAACUAUCCAAAUCUAAUCUGAGCUUCUUCUCGCAUAUGGGAAGUUUCCAUGGGGCUUCUUUUGAGGUGGAAGUUCAAAUUUCCAGUCCUAUGGCCUUAAUUUUGCUGAACCCCGCAUCCAUUCCCAACUUUUUUGGGACACGAAAAUUUGACCCAUAUUCACUAUUCAGAAUGGAUAUUGCUAAUAAAAAGAGACAUGUUGAAGCUUUUUGUCUUGCCCUCAUCAGGACAUUUUGCAAGAAUACCAAUAUAAGGGCCAAUAAAUAAUUUGGUAGAAGCAUUGCCAUGGAAAAUGCACCAGUGAUGGUGACUGACAGUUAACUGCCAAACAUUGUUUGAAAUUUAAACCAGACAGCUUGACCAAUCAGGGCCAAUUAUAAACUUCUGCAAGUAAUGGAUAAUAUAGGCUUAUGCAAGUACUGUUUGACCAUGGAGUGUGAAUGCUGAGCUGGGAGGCAUCAGUACAAAAUUAAAAGUGCUAAACAGACUUUAGGGUAAUUGAACUAUAAAACAUUCUGGUGACACCAUGUUAUAUAAGCAUGUGACAACUGUGGAACUUUUAAUUGGAUCUGAUGUGCCAAGAAAUGGCAGGUAUUCUUUCAAUGUAGAUAAACAUUAGAACAAAAAAAAAUGAAGGGAUAUCUAGCCACAAAGGUGAAGAGCAAACACAUUUAGAUUGAAAUCUCUUGAAACCUUUUUUACACAGGACCAGCAGAAAGCAAACCCCUUCAUCUCAUGAGUUUGUGUUACAUACAAAUCCAGGUGCCAGUGGUAAAAGUUUGAUGUGUUGAUCCACUACUCCACUCAAUCUAUUGGAGAUAUUUCUAAAGUGUAUCUGCACUGUGCAAUGAGGAUUGCGUUCUUAAGGAGUAAGCUCCAACUACGUUGUUGUCAUGCAGGAAGAACAUGUACUUUAAACUAACUUAACGCUGAUUUACUUUCACAUCACCUCAGAACAGAUCAGAAAUGAUUUUGCAUCAAUUACAGAUCAAAAGCACUUCAUUAGUUGUAAGCAUUUUGAGGUUUAAUAAGAUCACAGAUAGAGUUAUAUAAAUCCCCAUUUUUCUUCUUUCUUAUUGGCUUAAAAGGCCCUGGAGAAAUAUCAAAUCCAGAAUAUUACUGUUAAAGAGAUACCACUCUAUCCUUGCAUUAGUCAUUCCACCCUCCACUUAAUAAGCUGCUAUCUCCAGUAGUAGAAUAAUCCUUGGCAUAUUGCCUUCAUUUAAAGUGGGAUGGGUUCCCAGAAAUAAAAUAAAUACUCAUUAUUCUAAAGAGUAACUCAUUCGCAGUGAAGAAGCUUUUCAUUCAUUUGUUAGCCAGUGAUGCUUGGAAGGGCCACAGCUUAGAUUAAGCACAGGGAUUAAUUAAUACAAACAUUGCUUCAUGUGUCCUGUGAUGCAGGAUAAUCAAACUCAUUUCAGUAAUUGCAUUGGAUACAGUGAAAAUUGUAGGUGGGACUGAAAGAACUGGAAUUCGCAAGUACAAGAGUGAAAAAAAGAGACAUUUCACACCAAAGGAAACUAAAAUUAUGCCACAUUAUUGCUGAAUGUAUUAGUUGCUGCUUUAAAGGCAGAAGCAAUGUGCUGCAGUUCACCAGCAUUUCAUAAAAUAUUUUAGGCUUCCGAGACAAUCUGUUUUACAUAUGAGUACCCCUUUCUGUGUUUAAAUGUGGCCUCAUAACAAUGAAUCUAAGUAUUGCAUUGCUGCCAAUGGAAAAUACCAUCUUUAAGCAAUACAGGGCAUAAAGGGCAAUUCUGGCAUUUGAUAUUUAAACUUGCACACCUAUAUUGGGACUUGUCUGAUAACUGUAGCAUUUUUUUUUCAAUAUUAUGCAUCUCUAUGUUCCUGAGCACUUAACAUUCAUUAUGUGUUAAGAUCAAUGUAAUCCAGAAUAAACUGAAUAAUAAAUAUCUCUACUUUGCUGUU
Messenger RNA from Carcharodon carcharias (great white shark), 5670 nucleotides. RefSeq names its product docking protein 3-like. Bases 74 to 1705 code for a protein of 543 amino acids. Gene Ontology annotation, biological process: cell surface receptor protein tyrosine kinase signaling pathway; positive regulation of MAPK cascade. The record is from RefSeq and is a predicted model, not a curated record. NCBI's taxonomy places the organism in Eukaryota, Metazoa, Chordata, Chondrichthyes, Lamniformes, Lamnidae. Gene Ontology annotation, cellular component: cytoplasm. The transcript is spliced from 5 exons.